Ochotona curzoniae (black-lipped pika) is the source of this 708-nucleotide messenger RNA. RefSeq names its product NADH:ubiquinone oxidoreductase subunit B5 (gene NDUFB5). NCBI's taxonomy places the organism in Eukaryota, Metazoa, Chordata, Mammalia, Lagomorpha, Ochotonidae. The coding region runs from base 83 to 652 and encodes 189 amino acids. The record is from RefSeq and is a predicted model, not a curated record. The transcript has 6 exons.
CUUGCACUUUUGCCCUUCCGGGUACAUUGGUUCCCUCGGCUCCCGUUAGUCUCCCGGCUUCCUUCCUUUGCCCGUCGUAACCAUGGCGGCGAUGAGUUUGUUGCAGCGGGCUUCGGUCACCGCGGUCGCAGCUCUGUGUGGUCGCCGCCUUGGCCCUCGACUCGGAUGCGGAGGCUUCCUCACUCGCGGCUUGCCAAAAGCUGUCGCUCCUGUUCGGCACAGUGGAGAUCAUGGGAAAAGACUAUUUGUCAUCAGACCUUCGAGAUUCUAUGACCAGCGUUUCCUGAAGUUAUUGAAAUUUUACAUUUUAUUGACUGGGAUUCCUGUAGCAAUUGGCAUCACCCUGGUGAAUAUAUUCAUUGGUGAAGCUGAAUUAGCAGAAAUUCCGGAAGGCUAUAUCCCGGAGCACUGGGAGUAUUACAAGCAUCCCAUAUCAAGAUGGAUUGCCCGUACUUUCUUUGAUGCUCCUGAAAAGAACUAUGAACGAACAAUGGCCAUUCUUCAGAUUGAAGCUGAAAAGGCUGAAUUAAGAUUAAAGGAGCUGGAAGUUCGAAGACUGAUGCGUGCGAGAGGAGAUGGGCCCUGGUAUCAGUACGAGACCAUUGAUAAGGAACUCAUUGACCAUUCACCAAAAGCAACACCUGACAACUGAUCAUCUUUGUCUUCAAAAUAUAUUCCUUUUAAUGGAAAAUAAAUUAAUAAAUAUAA